AUGCCAAGCCAGUUAGCAAGUAUCUUAUUCAACAGCUUCAAAUCCCUAAUAUACGCCCCGGAGAAUGCGGGCCUAGCUCAAGGCUCGCCACUGUCACUGAUUCUGUUCAUUUUCUUUAACUCAAACCUAGUGAACCAAUCAGCAGGCUUCCACAAAGGCGCAUCCGCGUUCAUUAACAAAUACUUCUACUGGCGCGCAGGGAAAUCUGCCCCUCUCCCACCCCAUCUCUCGCAAAAAGUCCACACCUUUCAUGUCGACCUUACAGACGGCGGCCAAGUGCACAGCGCCCUAACCUCCCGCUUCCAGCUAACCUCCCCUUACCACUCCCCGCUAAAUGAGAUCGCCGACGCGGUCAUCCACCUCGCCGGCAUCCCGCGCAACAUGAUUGUGCCUGACGUGGAGACAUUCCGGGUGAACACGCAAGCGGGCUAUAAUGUUAUUGAAGCAGCAUGCCGACUGGGUGUGAAGAAAAUUAUUAUCACGAGUACUGUGUGUGUUGACGGACCACCGUACGCAGAGGGUAUUAUGGAGUGGCCGUCAUUUCCAGUUGACGAAGAAGCUGCUACAAAUCCAAUGGAUACGUAUGCCAUCUCCAAGCUCUGUGUGGAGGAGACGGCGCGGGGCUUUGCAAGGCGAUUUUUACAGGCGGGGGUUGAUAUCUAUGUGUUACGGCAGGCGGCUGUGAUUGCGCCGGAUGAGUACGAACAAUACCUUCUGCAUUGGAAGGAGGACCCGGCCGAAUUGAAGGCGGUUGGAUGGAGUUAUACUGACGCCCGCGACUUUGGGCAGAUGUGCCAUCUUGCAGUAUUGCGGGAUGGACUGGGGUAUCAGGUUGUCAACGCGACAAAUGACGAGAUCACAGUUGAGACGGAGACAACUGAAGGGUUCUUAAAGAGAAACGCCCUGGAGGUGGUAUUUACCAGAGAGAUGGAGGGACGAGAGGCACCAUUGACAAAUCGGAAGAUGAAGGAGAUGCUGCGCUUUCAACAGGAUCGUUCAUGGCAGAAAUACUUUGCUUAUAGUUGA
This is a messenger RNA of Aspergillus lentulus, 1026 nucleotides long. RefSeq lists its product as uncharacterized. Lineage: Eukaryota; Fungi; Ascomycota; Eurotiomycetes; Eurotiales; Aspergillaceae. The record is from RefSeq and is a predicted model, not a curated record.